This is a messenger RNA of Drosophila novamexicana, 2187 nucleotides long. RefSeq names its product U11/U12 small nuclear ribonucleoprotein 65 kDa protein. NCBI's taxonomy places the organism in Eukaryota, Metazoa, Arthropoda, Insecta, Diptera, Drosophilidae. Gene Ontology annotation, biological process: mRNA splicing, via spliceosome. The record is from RefSeq and is a predicted model, not a curated record. The transcript has a single exon. Gene Ontology annotation, cellular component: U12-type spliceosomal complex. Gene Ontology annotation, molecular function: pre-mRNA intronic binding; U12 snRNA binding. The coding region runs from base 428 to 1642 and encodes 404 amino acids.
ACCGGUAAUAGCGGCGCAGCUGUUCAAGGCUGACAAACAAGUUUAUGUUCGCAUAAUUUGUGGUUUUAUCUAGUUAUGACCGUUCGUUGGCCGCUGUUAGUGAAAGUAAGGGGCUUGAGCAUAACAACAAUUGGCGAUUUAUAAAAAUAACAUGAGCCCGGUGCAAGCAUAUGAUUAUAUCGACCAAACAAAAUGCAUUGUAAAUUAAACUGUAACAAAUUAAAAAGUGCGCCGCCAGCUGUCAAAAAUGCGCAUGGCCACACUUAACAGCGUUGCUCCUCACUUAACAGAUGUGCAAUCCAGCUUUGCUCCACACGAUACAGACUAGCUAACAACUGGUCAUACUAUUUCUUUAAGUUAUCGCCUCUUUUCAAUCGAUAACUGCAUCGAUAGUAGCACGUUUUGGUUUAAUUGGAAUAUUGCAAAAAUGAGCAUAGCCACAAGCAAAUUGUUGCUUAAGAACAUGCCCUGCAGCAUGCUCGAAUUCGCACAGUUAAUUCAAGAGGCAAACCUGAUUAUACCUCGUUCACUAAAUGCCUUUGGACGCCGACGCGCGCUGCUUGAUUAUGCCGACGCCGAAGAGGCGCAAUCCGCCCUAGAACAGCUGUUGGGAUUAAACGAAAUACUGGACAAGCCGUUACGCGUCAGCUCGUUCGGACCGCGUUCCAAUGAUAGCACCAAGCCGAAGCUCGCCAACAAAUCUACACAAGCAACAGCUCAGGCUCAGACGGCGGAUGCCUCCUCCCAACCAGAGAUCAAAAAGUAUGUGCAAAAGUUGUAUGCCCGCAAUAAUCAAUGUGACUUUAUGCAGCCACCACCGCCAUAUCUGCGCUAUGCGUAUCCGCCCAUCAAUGCCGACAUUCUGGCCGCCAUAGGAAAUACACUCAAGAAUGACAAACGCUUCUACGUGCAGGUGCUUCAUCUCAUGAACCGCAUGAAUUUAAUGCCACCCUUUGGCCACCGACCUGCAGGUCUCCAUCUCCCAGCACAGCAGUCCCAAAGUGUUACGACGCAAACAGAAGUGCUCCAAAGCGAGUCUGAAAGCGAGCUGGAGAGCGAUGAGGAGCACAAGCAGCAGCAAAAACAGCCAAAGCUAAAGCGCCCAGCAGAAAGCGCGGUUCUGGAGCAGUAUCGCAAGCGUGCCCGCCAAAUGCUGCAGGUGGCUGCCAGUGAGCCAGGCAAAAGUGCAGCAGUCAAAGAAAACAUGGAUGUACCCGCCAUUGCUGCGCGCAAAAUUGAACUAAAGCUGCCAACAACCUUGCCGGUUGUUAACCAGCUGCCGGCAGAACGUCUGUCAUCUGAGCAACUGCAAGAGCUGCCUGUCUACAAGAACUACAAAGUGGGCGAGCCUAGCAACAAGUUGUACAUUAAAAAUCUUGACAAGAGCAUAACGGAGUCACAGCUAAGAACGCUCUACGCUCAAUACGCACCAGCUGAGAGUCUGGACAUUAAAGUAAUGCAGCAGGGCCGCAUGAAGGGACAGGCCUUUGUCACAUUCCUCGAUUCCAAUAAUCAGACGGCUGCAGCGGCGGCGGUGGUGGUGGCCAAAGCCUUGACCGAAACGAACGGUCUGCUCUGGCAUCAGAAGCCCAUGAUCGUUUGCUAUGGAAAGCAGCAGCAGCAGCAGUCGCAGCAGCUGUAGCAGCGAGAAGGUGCAACAUGAAAUAGUUAUUUUUUCAGUAUUUCCAAUUGUUAAAUUUGACUGAAGUGUUACGAAAAGUAGCUUGAAAUCCAUUGAACCCAUGAAUCUUCUUAAUAGGAAUAGGUCAUGCAUCUUCAUAUUUGUUGCCCAUGUAAGUCGAUGCAUGUACAUUCAAUUAUUUGGCAUAUAAAGUCCUUAUUGACACCUCUGCCACAAAAUGAAUUUCCGUAGGAGUCAUUUUUUAUAUGAGUUGUUGUUGUAAUAAGUUUCUCUCAGCAGUAUAUUAAAGUAGCAAAAAGUUUGAAUGUGUAAAUGAAAAAGCCAUUAGAUUGAAAAAAUGUAAAUAAUCGUAUCGUAAGGCAAGCAAACAUUGUAAUUUAAACAGUUUAUUAUUUGUAAUCGCAGUAGCAGCUUUGUAGACAUGUAAGAGAGUCAGGCAAAAGUAGUUUGUAUAUUUUCAUUCCUAGUAUAACUACAAGUUGCCAAGAUAUCACAUAGUAUUUCAUAUAUUUUCUAAAAAACAAAACAAAAACUGAAAAAAAAGU